Fukomys damarensis (Damara mole-rat) is the source of this 1794-nucleotide messenger RNA. It is a transcript of the gene Akap8l, whose product is annotated as A-kinase anchoring protein 8 like. Gene Ontology annotation, molecular function: protein kinase A regulatory subunit binding; DNA binding. The transcript is spliced from 15 exons. Gene Ontology annotation, cellular component: nuclear matrix; nucleus. The record is from RefSeq and is a predicted model, not a curated record. Lineage: Eukaryota; Metazoa; Chordata; Mammalia; Rodentia; Bathyergidae. The annotation marks the transcript as partial.
AGAGGCGGGGCUGGGGAAUGUGUGUGUAGAAGGGGCUGAGGAUUGUUGCCGCUAUCGCGGCGUUGGACGCUGAGAGCAGCUGUCACGGUUCUCGAGUGUCGUGUAGCCGCCGCCGCCAUGAGCUACACAGGCUUUGUCCAGGGGUCUGAAACCACUUUGCAGUCAACAUAUUCGGACACCAGUGCUCAGCCCACCUGUGAUUAUGGAUAUGGAACUUGGAACUCUGGGACAAACAGAGGCUACGAAAACUAUGGCUAUGGCUAUGGCUAUGGCCAGGAUAACACCACCAACUAUGGAAUUAACCAGCGCUUAGAUAUGGUGCCACACUUGGAGACCGACAUGAUGCAAGGAGGCAUGUAUGGCUCAGGUGGAGAAAGAUAUGACUCCUACGAGGCCUGUGACUCAAGGGCCGUCCUGAGUGAGCGCGACCUGUACCGGUCAGGCUAUGACUACGGCGAGCUUGAUCCUGAAAUGGAAAUGGCCUAUGAGGGCCAGUAUGAUGCCUACCGUGACCAGUUCCGCAUGCGAGGAGGCGACACCUUUGGUCCCAGGGCUCAGGGCUGGGCCAGGGAUGCCCGGAGUGGCCGGCCAAUGGCCUCGGGCUAUGGGCGCAUGUGGGAAGACCCCAUGGGGGCCCGGGGCCAGUGCAUGCCUGGUGCCUCCCGGCUGCCUUCCCUCUUCUCCCAGAACAUCAUCCCUGAGUACGGCAUGUUCCAGGGCAUGCGUGGCGGGGGCGCCUUCCCAGGCAGCUCCCGCUUUGGCUUUGGAUUUGGCAAUGGCAUGAAGCAGAUGAGGAGGACCUGGAAGACCUGGACCACAGCUGACUUCCGGACCAAAAAGAAAAAGAGAAAACAGAGUGGCAGUCCUGAUGAGCCAGACAGCAAAGCCACCAGGACAGACUGCUCAGACAACAGUGAUUCAGACAACGAUGAUGGCACGGAGGGGGAAGCUGCAGAUGGCCCUGAAGGCAUUGAGGCUAUGGAGAAGGGCUCCAGAGCAGAAGGAGAGGACGAGGAGGGAAAGGAGGAUGGGAGAGAAGAAGGCAAGGAAGAUUCGGAGAAGGGGGCCCUGACCAUGCAGGAUGACAGCAGCCAGGCUAAACGCAAAUUGCUGGCAAACAAGAAGAGCCAAGAUAAGCAGAAAAAGCGGCAGCGAGACCGCAUGGUGGAAAGGAUCCAGUUUGUGUGUUCUCUCUGCAAAUACCGGACCUUCUAUGAGGAUGAGAUGGCCAGUCACCUUGACAGCAAGUUCCACAAAGAACACUUUAAAUAUGUAGGCACCAAGCUCCCAAAGCAGACUGCUGACUUCCUGCAGGAGUACGUCACCAACAAGACAAAGAAGACAGAGGAACUCCGGAAAACCGUGGAGGAUCUUGAUGGUCUGAUCCAGCAGAUCUACAGAGACCAAGAUCUGACCCAAGAAAUUGCCAUGGAGCAUUUUGUGAAGAAGGUGGAGGCGGCCCACUGUGCAGCCUGUGACCUCUUCAUUCCUAUGCAGUUUGGGAUUAUCCAGAAGCACCUCAAGACUAUGGAUCACAACCGGAAUCGCAGGCUCAUGAUGGAGCAGUCCAAGAAGUCCUCGCUCAUGGUGGCCCGCAGUAUCCUCAACAACAAGCUCAUCAGCAAGAAGCUGGAGCGCUAUCUUAAGGGCGAGAACCCUUUCACCGACAGCCCGGAGGAGGAGAAAGAGCAGGAAGAGGUGGAGGGAGGUGCUUUAGACGAAGCGGCCGGCGCCGCUGAGGGGGCGGAAGGCGCACGGGCACCGCCCCCUGUUCCUCCAGAGCCGGCGCCCGAG